Molecule: messenger RNA, 1834 nt
Organism: Prosopis cineraria
Lineage: Eukaryota; Viridiplantae; Streptophyta; Magnoliopsida; Fabales; Fabaceae
Exons: 2
Coding region: 12-1517 (501 amino acids)
Source: RefSeq, a predicted model, not a curated record
AUAGCACAAUAAUGGCUCUUAUAGAUACUCACAGCAAUAUUGCACUUCUCUGCUUUAGCUGCUCAUGGCUUCUUCUCUUGAUCAUGAAUGGCCAAGUCAUCCAUGCCAGAGACAUGAAGGUACUGCAAAAGCCUGCAGAAGAGAGAGCUUCACAAAUAUCCACUACCACACACAGCUUCAACCAACCAUUCCUUGAUGGCUGGUACAAAAACAAUCCAGAUGAAGGAAGAAACAUCAAAAAUACCAAUCAAAUUUAUCUUGAUGGCAGGUUCAAAAACGCCCCAGAAGAAGGAAAAAACGUCAAAAAAAUCAACCAACCUUAUCUUGAUGGCUGGUUCAAAAACACCCCAGAAGAAGGAAAAAACAUCAAAAAUACCCAAGAAGGAGAAAACACCAAAAACACCUAUCAACCUUACCUUGAUGGCUGGUUCAAAAACACUAAAGAAGAAGGAAAAAACAUCAAAAACACUGAUCAACUUUACCUCGAUGGCUGGUUCAAAAACACCCAAGAAAGAAAAAACAUCGAAAACACCAAUCAACCUUACCUUGGCGGUUGGCUCAAAAACAUCCAUGAACGAAAAUCUACUGAAAGCGCCAAUCAACCCUCCCUUGAUGGUUGGUACAAGAACAAUGAAGGAAAACCAGUCAAAAACAUCAUUCAAGCUUACCUUGACGGCUGGUACAAAAACGCUCAAGAAGAAGGGAAAACCGCUGAAAACUCUGAUCAACCUUACCUUGAUGGAUGGUACGAAAACAACCAAGAGAAGGAAGAGUCAAAAGAUACUGAUUUGAAUAAUUCAAAAGGAGAACCAUCUUCCAAAGUGGACCAUACAAUGGCCUUCAAGGCGUUAUUUUUCACCCUGGAUGAUCUUUAUGUAGGGAAUGUGAUGACACUGCAAUUUCCUGUACGAGAAUAUGCUCAUUUCCUUCCAAGAAAAGCAGCUGACACCAUCCCUUUCUCAACUUCAGAACUUCCUAGCCUUCUUCAACUCUUCUUAUUGUCCAGAGAUUCUCCAAUGGGAGAAGAUAUGAGAGACAUACUUCAACAAUGUGAGUUUCCACCCUCGAAAGGUGAGACCAAGGCUUGUCCUACUUCUCUUGAGUCCAUGCUUGAAUUUGUUCGAAGCAUUCUAGGUACAGAUGUCAACUACCAUGUUCUCACAACCAGCUAUCCUACAGCAUCAAGUGCUCGUCUACAAAACUACACUGUUUUAAAAGUGUCAAAAGAUAUCUAUGCUCCAAAAUGGGCUGCUUGUCAUCCUCGGCCUUACCCUUAUGCAGUUUAUUACUGUCACUAUUUAGACAUUGGAAGUAAGGUGUUCAGGGUCCUACUAGAUGGUCAACACGGAGAGAGAAUGGAUGCUCUGGGCAUUUGCCACCUGGAUACCUCGGACAUGGACCCUAAUCACAUUCUAUUCAAGCAGCUUGGAAUGAAGCCAGGAGACGGUCCAUUGUGCCAUUUCUUCCCUAUCUUACAUCUUCUGUGGGCUCCACUGCCUCCAAAGUACACCAUGUAAGAACAGAGGAAAGGGAGCUUUGUUUGUUACAAAUAUGUGUCUCUGUUAGCUCUCAGACAGUGUUUCUGUGUCUUCAGUGUUCGAAUUUUGGAUCAGUGAAAUGUGUGUAUGAAUCAUGGGCUCCCGAAAAGUAGUCUCUCAGUGUUAUUCAUGUGCAGCUGGGUGUUUCUGAUGUUUUAUUCUGUCUUCAAUGUACAAAGGUUUGAACAGUGUAACGUUUAUGUGAAUAACGUGGUCCCAAAAGUGGUAUCUCUGCUAUUCAUUAGCAGCUGGGUGUUCCUCAAUGAUGACAAGAAUAAAUAUCUGGACUUGUUGCA